This is a messenger RNA of Fukomys damarensis (Damara mole-rat), 1280 nucleotides long. RefSeq names its product syntaxin 12 (gene Stx12). Gene Ontology annotation, biological process: vesicle-mediated transport; vesicle fusion; intracellular protein transport. The record is from RefSeq and is a predicted model, not a curated record. Gene Ontology annotation, molecular function: SNARE binding; SNAP receptor activity. Gene Ontology annotation, cellular component: SNARE complex; postsynaptic recycling endosome; synaptic vesicle membrane. The transcript has 9 exons. Bases 134 to 958 code for a protein of 274 amino acids. NCBI's taxonomy places the organism in Eukaryota, Metazoa, Chordata, Mammalia, Rodentia, Bathyergidae.
GGGGCCACUGCGCACGCAGCCUCAGCCCCUUCCCCGCCCUUUCUCUUCCCGGUUUGUGUCAACCUGUGGGAUCAGCUGCUGGCUGCUUCCGGUAGGAGCGCGGAGUAGGGCGAGCCAGGCUCAGCUCCCCAUCAUGUCCUACGGACCCUUAGACAUGUACCGGAACCCGGGGCCUUCGGGGCCCCAGCUCCGGGACUUCAACAGCAUCAUCCAGACUUGCAGCGGCAACAUUCAGCGGAUCAGCCAAGCCACUGCUCAGAUAAAGAAUUUGAUGAGCCAACUAGGAACAAAGCAGGAUUCAAGCAAGCUACAAGAGAAUCUGCAACAGUUACAGCACUCCACAAAUCAGCUCGCCAAGGAAACAAAUGAAUUGCUGAAGGAAUUAGGGUCCCUGCCCCUUCCCUUAUCCACUUCAGAGCAGCGCCAGCAGAAACUUCAGAAGGAACGCCUCAUGAAUGACUUCUCUGCAGCCUUAAACAAUUUCCAGGCUGUGCAGAGAAGGGUGUCUGAGAAGGAAAAGGAGAGCAUUGCCAGAGCCAGAGCUGGAUCUCGUCUUUCUGUGGAAGAGAGGCAAAGAGAGGAGCAGCUCGUCUCAUUUGACAGCCAUGAGGAGUGGAACCAGAUGCAGAGCCAGGAGGAUGAGGCAGCCAUCACUGAGCAGGACCUGGAGCUUAUUAAGGAGAGGGAAACGACAAUUCGGCAGUUGGAGGCUGAUAUUUUGGAUGUCAAUCAGAUAUUUAAAGAUUUGGCUAUGAUGAUCCAUGACCAGGGUGAUCUGAUUGACAGCAUAGAAGCCAAUGUGGAAAGCUCAGAAGUGCAUGUCGAAAGAGCCACUGAUCAGUUACAGCGAGCUGCUUACUACCAGAAAAAAUCUCGCAAGAAGAUGUGUAUCCUGGUGCUUGUCCUGACAGUGAUGUUUACAAUCUUGGGAUUUAUUAUCUGGCUAGUUUCUAAAUGAAGUAUGAGUGCCUCAGAGCCUUCUCCUGCUGAGUUGUUUUCAAGAGCAAGUGCUGGUUGGACUCUUGCCAGAACAAACUGAUCACAAGAAGAGAGCGUACACCAGAACAUCCUGUAAUAAUUUAGUUAGAAACUAACUGCUAACUAGUCCUUGAAAUUAGUGACCUCUGGAGACAGUAUUUAUCAGUUUAUGUAUACAUUUUAUGGAUUUCUCAAAUUAGGAAUGAAUUUACAUGGACUUUGCUUUCUCUUGAAUUUUGAUUGACCUUUGUCCCAAGCAUUUCCUGAAAAUUCCAUUAUAGAUAUUCUUUUUUUUUUUUUUU